This is a messenger RNA of Lindgomyces ingoldianus, 1728 nucleotides long. RefSeq names its product arabinofuranosidase. The record is from RefSeq and is a predicted model, not a curated record. Gene Ontology annotation, molecular function: hydrolase activity, hydrolyzing O-glycosyl compounds. NCBI's taxonomy places the organism in Eukaryota, Fungi, Ascomycota, Dothideomycetes, Pleosporales, Lindgomycetaceae. Bases 1 to 1728 code for a protein of 575 amino acids. The transcript is spliced from 11 exons. Gene Ontology annotation, biological process: carbohydrate metabolic process.
AUGGCCAUUCAGGGUCAGGAGGUAUCCAAGCCGUUCUACAACCCAAUCUUGCCCGGAUUCCAUCCCGAUCCGAGUUGCAUCUUCGUCCGGGAACACAAUGAAACGUUCUACUGCGCCUCUUCAAGCUUCAAUGUUUUCCCUGGUAUACCCAUUCAUGCAAGCCAGGACUUGACUACUUGGAGAUUAGUUGGCAAUGUCUUGAAUCGGCCAGGCCAGCUUCCAGACUUGGCAAUAUCGAAUGGGUCUACGAGCGGCAUUUGGGCACCGGCACUUCGACAACACAAUGGGACGUUCUAUCUGGUGACCACAUUAGUUCAUGAUAAACGAGCCCCAGAGGAUCCUUCACGAUGGGACAAUAUCAUCUUUGAAACAAACGACAUUUGGAACAACGAUGCGUGGUCCGACGCAGUUCAUUUCAACUUUACGGGAUAUGAUACUUCGCCUUUUUGGGAUGAUGAAGGGAACUCGUACAUCGUUGGAUCACAUGCGUACCGCGUGCAACCUGGUAUCCACCUCAACAAGGUUGAUCUGAAGACAGGAAAGUAUGACGGUGAGUGGACAAAUAUAUGGAACGGCACUGGUGGCCUGGCACCUGAAGGCCCUCACAUUUACAAGAAGGAUGGGUACUACUAUUUAAUGAUAGCAGAAGGAGGUACUGGCCUUGGACAUAUGGAAACCAUUGCUCGCUCAAAGAAUCUGUACGGCCCAUAUGAUCCUAAUCCCGCAAAUCCAAUCUUGACGAACGCGAACACCACAAAUUACUUUCAAACUGUUGGUCACGCCGACAUCUUCCAAGAUCAUCGCGGGCAAUGGUGGGCCGUCGCAUUGGCUACACGCUCCGGACCAGAUUAUGUUACUUACCCAAUGGGAAGAGAGACAGUCUUAACGAACGUAACUUGGGAGAACGGAUCAUGGCCGUUGGUGAAUCAGGUCAGAGGGCCGAUGAGAGGCUGGCAGCUCCCUCGGAUUAUACAGAAUCUUGCAGGCAAUGGCCCCUACGUAAACGAGGGUGAUGAUAACUUGCAAUUUGCCCCUGGAUCCAAGAUGCCACCGCACUUCAUCCAUUGGCGACCUCCAGUUGGAGAUUCGUACGCUAUCUCACCGGAAGGCCAUCCAAAUACUCUAAGGCUAAAGCCUUCGAAGUUGAAUUUAACGGCACUGGAUGGAAAUGCAGGAGGCCCAGGGGGGCAAACCUUUAUAGGGAGAAGACAGGUCGAUACGCUCUUUACUUACACUGUCAGACUCGAUUACAUGCCGAAAAUGGUUGAAGAAGAAGCUGGUGUGACAGUGUUCUUAACGCAAAACCACCAUGCUCGGUUCGGCAUGACUCUUCUUUCCUCCACCAACUCUAGUACUCCCAUCCCUCACUUCCGCUUCCAUGCGAUAUCCUACAUCCCUGUCCCUGAUUCCUUCACAACCCCAGUCCCUUCAAACUGGGUCGGGCAACCGCUAACCCUCGAAAUCAAAACCGUAAACACUACCCAUUACUCCUUUUCGGCGGGACCUGCCAACAACAGCACUUUGCUUCAGCGCUUCGCCUAUGUCCCCGGCUCCAUCUUAAGCUGGGGUUUCACAGGAACUCUGGUCGGCGUCUAUGCUACUAGUAACGGCGGAAACGGUACCGCGGAAGCGUACGUCAGUAACUGGAACUACCUGGGUUGGGGACAGGUACGGGAUAACUGGGAUGGGCCCCUCAAACAGGGCUUGGAGCAAGGAGAGAUUAACUAG